CGCACCACGUGACCCGACCCGCCCCGGCCUUAAAGCGCCGCGGGCUGGGGCCACCCGCGCUGCGCAGCAUCUGGCACCACCGGGAGAGAGCUCACCAUGGUCAAUGAGACCCAGCAUACCUGCAGUGCCAGUUCCAGCUCCAAGUCUGAUGGCGGCAGCAGCAGUGGGAGUGAGAGCUCCAAGGACAGCUCACGCUGCUCCACCCCUGUCCUUGAUGCCGACCGUCAUGAGCGGCUGCGGGAGAAGAUGCGUCGACGGCAGGACUCUGGGGACAAGUGGUUCUCCCUGGAGUUCUUCCCUCCACGUACAGCCAACGCUGCUGUCAAUCUCAUCUCCAGGUUUGACCGCAUGGGAGCAGGUGGGCCACUCUUCAUUGAUGUGACGUGGCACCCUGCAGGGGACCCAGGAUCUGACAAGGAAACCUCUUCCAUGAUUAUUGCCAACACUGCAGUCAACUACUGUGGCCUAGAAACCAUCCUACACAUGACAUGCUGCAACCAGACCAAGAAUGACAUCACAGGACAUCUGCAGAAGGCCAAGCGGCUUGGGUUGAAGAACAUCAUGGCAUUGCGUGGAGAUCCUGUGGGUGAGGAGUGGGAGGAAGAGGUAGAUGGCUUCAAUUAUGCUGUUGACCUGGUUAAACACAUUCGCAAUGAGUUUGAUGAUUACUUUGACAUCUGUGUGGCAGGCUACCCCACAGGUCAUCCUGAAGCAGAGAGCUAUGAGGAAGACCUGAAGUACCUGAAGGAGAAAGUCUUUGCUGGGGCAGACUUCAUCAUUACGCAGCUUUUCUUCAGAUCAGAAACCUUUUUCAAGUUUGUGAAGGAUUGCCAAGCCAUUGGCAUCACCUGCCCCAUUAUUCCUGGCAUCUUCCCUAUACAGGGUUACCACUCCUUACGCCAGCUGGUGAAGCUGUCCAAGCUGGAAGUGCCUCAAGAAAUCAAAGAUGUGAUUGAACCCAUCAAGGACAAUGAUGCAGCCAUUCGGAACUAUGGGGUGGAGCUGGCAGUGUCCAUGUGUCGGGAGCUGUUGGACAGUGGCAUGGUGCAUGGACUCCACUUUUACACCCUCAAUCGGGAAGUGGCUACUACAGAAGUCCUAAAGCGCCUGGGCAUAUGGAAAGAGGACCCCAGGAGGCCUCUGCCCUGGGCUGUCAGUGCUCACCCCAAGAGAAGAGUUGAAGAUGUCCGGCCAAUCUUCUGGGCUUCCAGGCCAAAGAGCUACAUCUAUCGAACACAGGAAUGGGAUGAUUUCCCCAACGGCCGAUGGGGUAACUCCUCCUCUCCAGCCUUUGGGGAACUGAAAGACUAUUACCUCUUCUACCUGAAGAGCAAGUCUCCCCGGGAGGAGCUCCUGAAGAUGUGGGGAGAAGAGCUGACUUGUGAGGAAAGCGUCUUUGAGGUGUUCACAUGUUACAUCACUGGAGAACCCAAUAAGAAUGGUUACAAGGUUACAUGUAUGCCCUGGAAUGAUGACCCUCUUGCUACUGAAACCAACCUUCUGAAGGAGCAGCUGGAGAAGGUUAACAGGCGAGGAAUCCUGACCAUCAACUCUCAGCCAAACAUCAACGGCAAACCAUCCACAGACCCCAUUGUAGGCUGGGGGCCCAGUGGGGGUUAUGUCUUCCAAAAGGCAUACCUGGAGUUCUUCACCUCCAGUGAGAUCGUCACAGCACUGCUCAAAGCACUGAAGAAGUAUGAGUCACGAGUGAACUACCACAUUGUGAAUGUCCAGGGCCAGAAUAUCACCAAUGCUCCAGAUCUGCAACCCAAUGCUGUCACCUGGGGCAUCUUCCCAGGCAGAGAGAUCAUCCAGCCCACUGUAGUGGAUCCUGUAAGCUUCCUUUCCUGGAAGGAUGAGGCCUUUGCACUGUGGAUUGAGCAGUGGGCCAAGCUCUACGAAGAGGAGUCACCAUCUCGCAUGAUCAUCCAGUACAUCCAUGACAACUACUACUUGGUCAACCUGGUGGACAACGACUUCCCACUUGAAAACUGCCUCUGGCAGGUUGUAGAGGAUACUUUUGAGCUGUUGAACUCUCCAACUCAGCAGUGAAAAUUCCUUUUCUAACCUGUUACUUCUUCCGUCCACUGACUGCGAGGAGAGAAAAAGCGGCUCCUGUGCUGGUGGUGGACCACACACUCCUAAACCCAGCGACUGGGCUGGCUCAUUGAUCUAUCCACACUACAUGCUCAUGUCCAGCACUAAAGCUCCCUGACUCCUCACUGAACAAUAGCCAGAACUACCUGAACCUCUGAGCUGAGGCUCUAGACUAAGCUUGAAGGGCAGCUCUGCAGGAUGAAGAGGUGCUAAUUGUUGCUUAUGUGUAUGACAGUAACAGAACUCUUGUGCAUAGGUGGGAUUCUAACUUACUCAUGCCAGAAAUGCUGCCUUGGGGGCAGAAACACUUCUGUCAGCAGUGCCUACACAAGGAGACUAUUUCAGUAGUCACCAGCUCUGAAAAAAUGGUUAAGUUGCUUUUACAAUGCACUCCUCUGAUGUAUUUUUUCAUAAUUGAUCACAGUCAGGCUCCUUUGCACACACUCCAGAAAAAGGUUCACUUUUUUUCUCCCUAAGUUUUCUCUUCUUAUUGUAUUUCCCCUUUUCUUUUCAGUGAAAAUAUGUGAAUUUCGACUUUGUUUCUUAGUACAAUAAAACACAUGGCACUUGUACUAGGCCAUAGUCUUUAA
Molecule: messenger RNA, 2687 nt
Organism: Dryobates pubescens (Downy woodpecker)
Lineage: Eukaryota; Metazoa; Chordata; Aves; Piciformes; Picidae
Gene: MTHFR
Product: methylenetetrahydrofolate reductase
Exons: 12
Coding region: 97-2052 (651 amino acids)
Biological process (GO): tetrahydrofolate interconversion
Cellular component (GO): cytosol
Molecular function (GO): FAD binding; methylenetetrahydrofolate reductase [NAD(P)H] activity
Source: RefSeq, a predicted model, not a curated record